UAGAUUUCAAGCUGUUGUAUUCAGUGAUGGUGUCAGGACGGGAAUACUCAUGAACUAUCGUGAAGGUGAUCUUCAAUGGCAAUCAACUACAAAAGAAAUUUCAGCUCGAGUUGGAUACAACAUCAUUGAAAGUGUAUCAAAUCUAUAUGAGAGCAAUGAUGAAGGAACAAGAGAUCUUAGUUAUAGCCGGGACACACGCAUUGGAAACACUGGUCAGAUGGGUAGCUAUAUCUACCGUCUGGAUACAAACACAGCUGAUUAUAUCAAUCCUUGUGUUGGAUGUUUAACUUGGUAUGAGGAGGACCUGGCUAGUACAUACAAUUAUUCUGCUGCUUCUGUGUGUCCCUGUACAAAACCUCAGGCUGCUAGGGACAUUAACUUCAGAAAGUGUGUGUUUCCAAGGGGAAGUGAUACAGAUUUCAGUAGUUCCAGCUAUAGUUCAGUACAGUGUUACCAGUCUUCCACAGAUAUAGAUGAGGGAUACCGAUGUACAUAUAUCAGUAAUGCCCUUGUCACAGAGUACCAGAGCUUGUGGGAGUCCAGUAAUUUUGUUUCAGUUUUGAUUCCAAACAACAGAAACUCAUUGUAUGAUGAUUGGAAACGUGAUGAUGUUUUCCCAAGAGAGAUGUGUUGUAUGAUGACAUCUGGUCUACUAGGUGAAUACUAUUGUAAUCUUUAUCAAGAACGUCGUCCACAAAUUACAAGUUGUGAUGGCUACUACCCUCCUACCGCUGGUCAGGGAGAUGGUGACCCACAUUUUCAAACAAUUGAUGGGAAGGAAUACACGUUCAAUGGAUUGGGGGAGUACAUAAUACUACAGUACAAUGAUGGUAAUCCAUUUACUGUUCAGAUGCGGACAGGUAGAGCAUUCAAGAAUGGAGUACCCAUUAAUUCUGGGACAGUGUUCACUGGAGUUGCUGCAUCACAAGGACGCACAGAGAUGUCACUUAUUUUGAAUGACGAAAGAACAGCCUUGCUUUUAUCUAUCAAUGGGACUGCAGUCAAUAUUAGUACUUUACUCACAGAUGGUUAUGUUUCUUCUGACCCAACUUUCACAAUGCGCAUUGAUGAUGAAGAAGUUUCUACUGUAGAUGACCUUAGGAUCAUUGCAAUCUUCAAUCUGCCAGACUAUCCAAGCUCUGGAAUUAAUGCACGUUUUACAAAUGGAUUAUUAUCAUCACAAGUUUUUAUUGCUCGAGAGUAUGCCACUAGUGGAGCAGCAAAUGGCCUAUUAGGCUUGAUUAAUGGAGAUGCAACUGAUGAUUUCCAGUUCCAGAAUGGAACCAUUCUCAUGGACACGAUUGAGGGAAAUUUAACAGAAGAACAAAUCUUUGAAUUUGGACAAAGUUGGAUGACUACAGCAGCUGAAUCUAUUUUUGAAUACUAUGAUCGUGAUUGGGCUUAUUAUAAUGAUCCCAGCUUUGUACCUCAGUUCUUUUCAAGCCUAGAAGCGGCUGAUCCAGUAUUAGCAGAACAAGCUCGAGCAACAUGUGGCAAUAAUACAGCAUGCAUAUUUGAUACCUUGGCAGUUGAUGCCUUGCUUGGUCUUCAUACAUUGAAUUCACAAAAUUCCUUUGAAGCUGUAUUGCAUGACUUAGACAACUUUCCACCAAACAUCACAUCAGUUGUUGAGAACAGUGUAACCAAUGCCUUAGCAGAGAGUGACAUGGGUGUACUACGUGUUACUGUUGGACAACCAGUUUCUUUACAAAUUACUGCAUUGGAUCCUAAUGAGGGAGAUGUUAUACAGUUUUCAUUGGAAGGUUCUGUUCCAAAUGCAACUAUAGAUAGUGUAACUGGUGUAUUUGAAUGGACUCCUCAAAGCAUAGAAGAUUCUUCACAGAGGAUUGUAAUUGUAGCCGGAGAUUCUACGGGAGCGAAUGCAUUGCUAAUCUAUAAAGUUAAGAUUUGUGAGUGUUUCAAUGGGGGAACAUGUCAGUUCAACACAGAAGCAUCAAAUCAAGACCUCAACAACAAUGGAUUUGCUGUUGUUAUUUGUGACUGUACAGCUGGCUGGACAGGUGAUCAUUGUGAUAUAGACUUUAAUCCAUGUGAUGGUUAUUGUUAUGAUCAAGUUCUCUGCACUGAUAAUUUACCACCAUCAUUGGAUGCCAUAUGUGGACCAUGCCCAUCAUAUCUUACAGGAGAUGGUCGACAAUGUACCAAUAUUGAUGAGUGUGCAAACGCCACACUAAAUGAGUGUGAUCAGAUGUGUACUGACAAACUUGAUGGGUACGAUUGUUCAUGUAAUGAUGGCUAUAUAUUACAUCCUGAUCAACGGGGAUGCAUUGAUAUUGAUGAAUGUAGAAAUGAAACUACACAUGCAUGCAGAAACAACAGUCUUUGUAACAAUAUUAUUGGUUCAUAUGAAUGCUAUUGUGAAGAUGGAUUCUCACCAAUUACAAAUGAUAAUACAAACUGCGAAGAUAUUGAUGAGUGCAGUGACAUGAGUUCAUGUGAUCCACAGGCAACAUGCGAAAACAAUAUUGGCUCUUUCUUAUGCACAUGUAAUGAAGGUUACUUUGGAAAUGGAACGACAUGUUCAGAUGUAAAUGAGUGUCUGGACCCACUUGCCAAUGACUGUGCCAUAGAAGCGAGCUGUAUUAAUGAAGUAGGAGGCUUUUCAUGUACAUGUGAUGAUGGAUGGACUGGGAAUGGAACCUUCUGUGAUAACAUUAAUGAGUGCUCUAAUAACAUGGAUGAUUGUAGUAAUAAUGCAAUGUGUAUGGACAACCCAGGCAGCUAUGCUUGCAUCUGUAAUGAUGGCUUUAUCGGAAAUGGAAGGGAAUGCUUUGACAUCGACGAGUGUGCUAGUGGACUAGAUAACUGCACCUCGAUGGAUCAAUGUCUCAACACGAAUGGAUCGUUUGUUUGUCGGUGCUUAGAUGGCUAUGCCUUUGAUGCACAAGGGAGUGAUUGUGAAGAUAUCAAUGAAUGCAAUGAUGAUCCUGGCUGUGAUCUCAAUGCAGCAUGCAUGAAUACAGAUGGCUCAUUUAUUUGUUCAUGUGAAAAUGGAUAUGAAGGGAAUGGAACGUUCUGUCAAGAUAUAAAUGAAUGUGAUCUUGGUACUCAUAACUGUCAGCAGAUGUGUGUUAAUGAUGUUCCUGGAUUUAAUUGCACCUGUUUUGAAGGGUUCCAGUUAGAGAAUGAUGGUACAUGUCAAGGACAGUUUGUCAAAGGUUAUUGA
This is a messenger RNA of Lytechinus variegatus (green sea urchin), 3187 nucleotides long. Its product is annotated as mucin-like protein. Gene Ontology annotation, cellular component: membrane. The record is from RefSeq and is a predicted model, not a curated record. Gene Ontology annotation, molecular function: calcium ion binding. The transcript is spliced from 20 exons. NCBI's taxonomy places the organism in Eukaryota, Metazoa, Echinodermata, Echinoidea, Temnopleuroida, Toxopneustidae. The coding region runs from base 50 to 3187 and encodes 1045 amino acids.